AUGCGCUGGCUGCCCGCUUUCCUGACGGCCUCGCUGGCCUUUGCCGGCGGGUCGCUGGCAGCAAAGAAGACGACCGAGGAGCGCUUCAACUCCUUCCACGCCAAAUCCAUUGCUUCCUCAUCCGCCGCCCCGAUCAAGCUCAGCGAUGCUUCCUACCGAGAACUCACCGGUCAACCCCGCGAUUACACCGCCGCCGUGGUCCUGACCGCCAUGGACUCCCGCUUCAACUGCCAGCUCUGCCGCGAGUUCCAGCCUGAGUGGGAUCUACUUGCGCGCAGCUGGGUCAAGGGUGACAAGGCUGGUGAAUCGAGGGUUCUGUUUGGUACUCUGGACUUUGCCGACGGGAGAGAGAUUUUCAUGAGUCUCGGCCUCCAAACCGCCCCCGUCCUCCUCCUCUUCCCACCCACCGUCGGUCCCCACGCCGUCGCCAACAGCGAGCCCCUCCGUUAUGACUUUUCCAACGGCCCUCAAAUCGCCGAAGUAGUCCACACCUGGAUCGCCCGCCACCUCCCCGACCGCCCACACCCCCCCGUCAAAAGACCAAUCAACUGGAUGCGCUGGAUUUCCACCACGGUCCUCACCCUCGGCAGCCUGACAGCCUCGUACGUCGCCUGGCCUUACAUUGUGCCCGUGCUCCAAUCCCGCAACAUCUGGGCCGCCGUCACGCUCAUCUCUAUUCUUCUGUUCACCUCGGGCCACAUGUACAACCACAUCCGCAAGGUCCCGUACGUUGCUUCGGAUGGCAAGGGGGGUAUCAGCUACUUUGCCUCUGGGUUCCAGAGCCAGUACGGGUUGGAGACGCAGAUUGUUGCCGCUCUUUAUGGUUUGUUGUCUCUGGCGGGCAUCUCCCUUGCGAUCAAGGUGCCGAGAAUUGGGGACUCCAAGACGCAGGGGGUUGCGGUGCUGGCGUGGGGUGGGGUGUUCUUUUUCACGUAUGCGUUUUUGCUGAGCGUGUUUCGGGGGAAGAACCCGGGGUAUCCUUUUAGGCUGCCUCCUUUUGUUUAA
Molecule: messenger RNA, 1005 nt
Organism: Podospora anserina S mat+
Lineage: Eukaryota; Fungi; Ascomycota; Sordariomycetes; Sordariales; Podosporaceae
Exons: 4
Coding region: 1-1005 (334 amino acids)
Cellular component (GO): oligosaccharyltransferase complex
Source: RefSeq, a predicted model, not a curated record